CACUCGUAAUGAGGAGGCGCGAUCAUGGCGGACGUGUUGAGUGUUCUUCGCCUGUACAACAUCCAGAAAAAGGAGAUUGUUGCGAAAGGGGAUGAAGUUAUUUUCGGAGAAUUCUCCUGGCCUAAAGAUGUCAAGACUAACUAUGUCAUUUGGGGAACUGGAAAAGAGGGACAGCCUAAAGAGUACUACACUCUUGACUCUAUUCUUUUCCUGCUCAACAAUGUGCAUCUUCCUCACCCGUCCUAUGUGCGGAGAGCUGCAACAGAGAACAUCCCUGUUGUAAGACGACCCGACAGAAAAGACUUGCUGUCCUAUCUCAAUGGAGAAAGCUCAUCAUCAACGAGUAUCGACAGAAGUGCACCCAUUGAGAUUGGUUUACAAAGGCCGACGCAAGUUAAAAGGGCAGCAGAUGAAGUGUCUUCAGAGGCAAAAAAGCCUCGGGUUGAGGAUGAAGAGCGUGUGCGUCUGGAUAAGGAGCGUCUGGCUGCUCGCCUCGAGGCUCAUAAGGAAAGCAUUGUGCAGACAGAUCAGAUCCGGUCUCUGUCAGAAGCCAUGUCUGUGGAGAAGAUUGCUGCUAUCAAGGCCAAAAUCAUGGCCAAGAAGCGUUCUACCAUCAAGACUGACCUGGACGAUGACAUCACCCAGAAACAGAGAAGCUUCGUGGAUGCUGAGGUGGACGUGACCAGAGACAUUGUGAGCCGAGAGAGAGUGUGGCGGACGAGGACGACCAUUUUACAGAGCUCUGGCAAGAAUUUCUCCAAAAAUAUAUUUGCCAUCCUACAAUCAGUGAAGGCGCGGGAGGAAGGUCGAGCCCCUGAACAGAGACAGACCCAGAACCAAACGCAGGUGGAUCCAGCAAUAAGAAAUAAACAGCCAGUCCCAGCUGCCUACAACAGAUACGAUCAGGAGCGAUUCAAAGGAAAAGAAGAAACGGAGGGUUUCAAAAUCGACACUAUGGGAACUUACCAUGGCAUGACACUGAAGUCUGUGACGGAAGGUGCGUCUGCUAGAAAGGCCCAAACACCUGCUCUGCAGCCUGUUCCCAGACCAGUCUCUCAAGCAAGACCCCCGCCUAACCAAAAGAAAGGUACGUCUUUAACAGCAUGGAUGAGGACAGGAAAUAUACUGGAUCGUGUAGUGGCCGUGUUUGUCCAGGGUCCUGCCUGGCAGUUCAAGGGCUGGCCGUGGCUGCUGCCUGAUGGAUCCCCCGUGGAUAUAUUUGCCAAAAUCCGAGCCUUUCACCUGAAGUACGAUGAGGCACGGAUGGACCCAAAUGUACAGAAGUGGGACGUGACUGUGCUGGAGCUGAGCCACCACAAACGACACCUGGACCGGCCUGUCUUCCUCCGCUUCUGGGAAACACUGGACAGGUCGGGAUUGCAACUCCUGUGUCUGUCAAGCAAUGACCUUUCAGUCUACCUUUAGCAUGGCACACACUGGAGAGGAACGGUUCUGACAGCACACUGCUGUAUUUUUGAUAUUUUGGAAUCAGAGAGUGUAUUAUAUAGCGACGCUAAUGGUUGUAGGCAAAGUUCAUGGGU
Messenger RNA from Sinocyclocheilus grahami, 1541 nucleotides. RefSeq names its product parafibromin-like. Gene Ontology annotation, molecular function: RNA polymerase II complex binding. Lineage: Eukaryota; Metazoa; Chordata; Actinopteri; Cypriniformes; Cyprinidae. The transcript is spliced from 14 exons. Gene Ontology annotation, cellular component: Cdc73/Paf1 complex. The record is from RefSeq and is a predicted model, not a curated record. Bases 25 to 1425 code for a protein of 466 amino acids. Gene Ontology annotation, biological process: positive regulation of transcription elongation by RNA polymerase II; transcription elongation by RNA polymerase II.